CGGAGAUUGAGCGGACGCUGCCCGCGUUGCGCUCUGUGUUGGAAAACGCACAAAGGACUGCCGCCAUUGUGGAUCGUCUACGUCUACAUCGUCUCUAGUGGAUACUUCGGUUAUUGCUGGGGUCGGCGGAUUCUGAGGCAGAGGACAGCUGGGACGACGAUCGAGCAGCCGCGGUUGCUACGCCCGCCGAGCUCGAAGCGGGUGGCGCCGACAGUUCGGGAGUGGCCUCGUUGCCACAGGGGCGCUCGGUGCCGCAAAUCGGUGUCACAGGGUCGGCGGCUUUCGUGCAGGCAUGGCCAGCGACAUGUGCAUCGGGAGGGGCACUGGCUCCAGUCGUCCCGCAAGAGGCUGGCUGGCCGCAGACGAUGAUCGGCGUGUGGGCGCCUAUGACGUACAUGUUCGUGGACUUGAAUCAGUCCGCCAUGGCUUUCACCAGUGCUGGUCUGUGGCAGGCUCCGAGUUUGCAGCCGGAGUGGCCUGAUAGCUCGCGGCUGCAGCAGCCGCCGCAUCCCCGCAGCAGCAGCCGCCGCAGCCGCAGCAGCAGCCGCCGCCGGUCACCCCGCCGACGCCGCCGCCUGAGCAGGCUGCUCGCGAGCGUACGCCAGGGCUGCGGAUGGUCGGCUGCGCCGCGCUGCGUGAGGGCGCGCUCGCACGCGACGCGCUCGGCGGCACCGAGAUGCCAGGCGAUGGCGGCCAGGAUGUGCCUUGCACUGCGGCUUGCCCGUGCCAGCGGAGGCUUUGCAUCAGGGCGGGGCGCAAGGGCAGCCCAUGCGAACAUAAAGAUCCCGGGCAUUGGAGUUUCUUUUGCCAUAACGCAGAGGCCCACGAAGAGCUCGCGCGCCAAGUUCGCCAGCGGGCCAGGGUCGUCAGAAGGAACGCCAGAGCUGCCCGCGAAGGCAAGACCAGGCAUGCUAGCGCUGACGAGAUGGGGGGCUAUCAGUAAGCUGGAGGCUCGCGGUCGCCACGCGAGUUGGCGCAGGGGUACGGUUUCCCCAUUUUCCAUGCCGUACCAGUGCCCCCCGGAGUUCAGUUCGGAGAAAAUGCCUUCGGAAGGGUCUUCGAAAACGUAAUGUUUUGAAUGACGAUGCUGACGAUGACGAUGAUG
Prorocentrum cordatum is the source of this 1105-nucleotide messenger RNA. The record is from the annotation of a GenBank genome assembly. NCBI's taxonomy places the organism in Eukaryota, Dinophyceae, Prorocentrales, Prorocentraceae.